AUGGCUCAGAACUCUGCCUCUCAUAAUCCAAUUGGUCUAUCGGUUGGCAACUUGACCGAACCACCACCACCAGUUGAUGAUGAUACGAAGAAGAAGGUUGCUGAAGCUGCAGAGAAGGAUCCGACGGGCCAAAGUGAAGGGGGUCGGAGCACAGAGGAUGCAGAAAAGACGGAAAAGACCUUGGAUCUCGAGCGUGAACGUGCUGAAACAUCCACGAGGUUCGCCCGGACGAACCAUUAG
Molecule: messenger RNA, 240 nt
Organism: Penicillium cosmopolitanum
Lineage: Eukaryota; Fungi; Ascomycota; Eurotiomycetes; Eurotiales; Aspergillaceae
Product: valyl-trna synthetase
Exons: 3
Coding region: 1-240 (79 amino acids)
Source: RefSeq, a predicted model, not a curated record